GAUGCAAUCACGCCAGUCCGUGCGUCAAGGGGCGGCUCCCGGGACUGCGCCAGAGCCGGACCUGUCCGCUGCCUCCCGGGCCCAGCGGCUGCUGCGCGCACACCCGCGGCCGCUGACCCUCGUCCCUCUCCAGGAAAAUCACCGAGAGUCAGCGGCGAUCCCUGACACCUGUCAGCGCCCACUGCAGCCCUCCGACCCGUAACCCUUGACAACCGUCCCCGGCCGCCGGUAACCCCUGACAACCGCCCCCACCCCAUCGGCGGGCGCUCGCUCCAGGGCGCCAUGAAGUCGGCGCCGAGCUCCCGCGGGGGCAACUCGGGGGGUCGCGGGGGCGGCGGCUGGAGCAGCGGCUGGAGCGGGGGCCGAGGCGGAGGGGGGAAGGGAGGAGACGGCGGCGGCUCGGGGAGCAAGGGCGGCUUCGGGGCGCGCACGCGUGCCUUCGGCGGCGGCCGAGGUAAGGGUCGCGGGCGCAGCAGCGGCAGCAGCGACAGCAGGGACCGGGGCGGCAGCCAGCGGCGCAGCGGCGCGGUGACCAAGAGCAAGAGCCGCCGCAGGAAGGGCUCUAGCGCGGUGUGCGUGGAGCCGCACCGGCACGAGGGCGUGUUCAUCUACCGCGGCGGGGAGGACGCGCUGGUCACGCUGAACCUGGUGCCCGGCCUCUCGGUGUAUGGCGAGCGGCGCGUCACGGUCACCGAGAACGGCGUGAAGCAGGAGUACCGCACGUGGAACCCCUUCCGCUCCAAGCUGGCCGCCGCCAUCCUGGGAGGGGUCGACCAGAUCCACAUCAAGCCCAAGUCCAAAGUGCUGUACCUGGGCGCUGCCUCGGGCACCACCGUCUCCCACGUCUCCGACAUCAUCGGCCCGGAUGGCCUGGUCUACGCAGUGGAGUUUUCCCACCGCGCAGGCCGCGAUCUGGUCAACGUGGCCAAAAAGCGAACCAACAUCAUCCCGGUUCUGGAAGAUGCCCGGCAUCCGCUCAGGUACCGUAUGCUCAUCGGGAUGGUGGACGUGAUCUUCGCCGACGUGGCCCAGCCGGACCAGUCGCGCAUCGUGGCUCUGAACGCGCACACUUUCCUGCGCAACGGUGGCCACUUUCUCAUUUCCAUCAAGGCCAACUGCAUCGACUCCACGGCCUCCGCAGAGGCUGUGUUUGCAUCGGAGGUGAGGAAGUUGCAGCAGGAGAACUUGAAGCCGCAAGAGCAGCUGACCCUGGAGCCCUAUGAGAGGGACCACGCGGUGGUCGUCGGUGUCUACCGGCCCCUUCCCAAGAGCAAGUAGCAGCCAGAGCACGGUCUCCCUGAGCUCUCCCCAAGACUGUUGUGUCCAGGCUUCGUGUGUAUGUGCUGUUUUUCCCUCUGUGUGGGUGUUUUAUUGUUUUCUAUUAAAUCACAUAAAAGAAACAGUCA
Molecule: messenger RNA, 1406 nt
Organism: Cavia porcellus (domestic guinea pig)
Lineage: Eukaryota; Metazoa; Chordata; Mammalia; Rodentia; Caviidae
Gene: Fbll1
Product: fibrillarin like 1
Exons: 1
Coding region: 283-1278 (331 amino acids)
Biological process (GO): rRNA methylation; box C/D sno(s)RNA 3'-end processing
Cellular component (GO): small-subunit processome; nucleolus; Cajal body
Molecular function (GO): rRNA methyltransferase activity; RNA binding; histone H2AQ104 methyltransferase activity
Source: RefSeq, a predicted model, not a curated record